This is a messenger RNA of Macaca mulatta (Rhesus monkey), 3252 nucleotides long. Lineage: Eukaryota; Metazoa; Chordata; Mammalia; Primates; Cercopithecidae. The record is from RefSeq and is a predicted model, not a curated record.
AUGGGGACACAGCUUGUUCUCUCCUCCUGGACUCUCAUCCAGGGCCCUGAGCUGCCAGGGGCCUGGCCACUCCCGCCCCGAGCCCUGCCUUGGCUGAGCUGGUCACCGCUGCUGUGUGUCCCAGGCUGCCGGCCUGCCUGUCACCUGCAGUGCACAGGUGUGCAUUGGCUGGGGAAUGAUGGCUGGGGGAGCGCCCGCCAUGCCCCACCGGAAGCGUCUACCGUGGCCCACCGGAAGCGUGAUCGUUUGGGGAGCGGCGUGUUGGACCACAGGGCUAGGCCGGGUCCUGUCUGCCACAACCAGGAGCCUGAGAGCGAGGACGUGGAGCUGCCCUUGGAGGGCUACGUGCCCGCGGGCCUGGAGCUGGCCGCCCUGUGGCCAGGGAGCCCCCCGCCCAAGGAGCUGGAGUGCUACAACCACAGCCCCGAUGGGGACUCCAGUUCCGACUACGUGAACAACAUCUCCGCGGAGGAGGACUAUGACGAGGGCCUCCCUGAAGAGGAGGAGGGUAUCACCUACUACAUCUACUGCCCUGAGGACGACAGCUACCUGGAGGGCAUGGACUGCAAUGGGGAGGAGUACCUGGCCCACGGCGCGCACCCCAUGGACACUGACGAGUGCCAGGAUGCGGUGGAGUGGAUGGACUGGGCGGGCCCACACCCCCAUGGUCACGGGGCUAGCAGCCAGGACUACCCGGAUGGCCAACUGCCCAUCCUGGAGGAUGAGCCCUCCGUCCUGGAGUCCCACGACCAGGAAAAAGAUGGUCACUACUGUCCCAGCAAAGAGGGCUGCCAGGACUACCACCCUGCGGAGGCUAACGGGAACACGAGUGCUUCUGCUUACCCCCUGAGCUGCGGGGACGGGGACCUGGAGGACCAGGAGGAGGACAUCGACCAGCUCGUGUCUGAGAUCAAGAUGAGCCUGAGCAUGACCAGCAUCACCAGCGCCAGUGAGGCCAGCCCCGAGCAUGGACCUGAGCUGGGGCCUGGGGACUCUGCAGAGGCCUUCCCGCACAGCAAGGCCACCUGCAGCCCCAGCAGGUACAAGGCGAGGCCCAAGUCGCUGAACCUCCUUCCCGAGGCCAAGCACCCUGGAGACCCCCAGAGAGGCUUCAAGCCCAAGACCAGGACCCCAGAAGAGAGGCCAAAGUGGCUCCCAGAGCAGAAUGGGACAACAGAGGAAGUGACUUCAGAGGAAGAGGAAGAAGAGGAGAUGGCCGAAGAUAUAGAAGACUGAGAUCACUGUGAGAUGAAAGAAGAGCCUAUUAGUGGGAAAAAGUUGGAGGAUGAAGGAAUUGAAAAAGAAAAUUUGGCAAUAUUAGAGAAAAUUAGGAAGACUGAAAGGCAAGACCAUUUGAAUGUGGUUGACCCUGAUAGUCCUUUGCACAGUGAUCUUCAGAUCUUAAAAGAAAAAGACGGCAUGGGAGAUAUUUUGCCGAACUUACCUUUUAAGCAGGAACCCUUUGGAGACAAAGAGCAGUAAGAAUGUGGAACACAUAUUGACAAAAUGAAGGUAUGUACUGGGUGGAGGAGCAUUAUGUAUGGAACUUCUCACAAAACAGGGCUGAAGCAGUGCCUACUCAAUAGAACCGGUCAUCGUGCAAAGAAAUGCCACCAGACUCAAAGGCAAAGCCAGAGUGCAGCUUGGAGCAAAGAAGGAUAUAGAAGACUGAGAUCACUGUGAGAUGAAAGAAGAGCCUAUUAGUGGGAAAAAGUUGGAGGAUGAAGGAAUUGAAAAAGAAAAUUUGGCAAUAUUAGAGAAAAUUAGGAAGACUGAAAGGCAAGACCAUUUAAAUGUGGUUGACCCUGAUAGUCCUUUGCACAGUGAUCUUCAGAUCUUAAAAGAAAAAGAAGGCAUAGGAGAUAUUUUGCUGAACUUACCUUUUAAGGUAAGAAAAUUGUUAGGGGACUCUAUAUUUUUCUAAUGGGGGUGUAUAUUUGUACAAGUGUUUGGGAAACAAUUUGGUAAAGUGGAAAAUACUCAUAUACUAUGGUUCAGGAAUUUUGUGGAUAUAUACUCCACAAGAAAGGAGUACGUAGGCACCCGGAGACAGGAAUGUUCAGAGCAGCAUCUUUUAUAAUAGCCCCAAACAGAAAAUGAAGAACUGCAGUAUUCAUAAAAUGGCUUACAGCUGAGUGGGACCAGCUGGGCGAACCUUGAACACUAUGUUAAGCAAAAGACACCAGACCCACAAAACCUAUUUUGUACAAUUUCCUCUAUAUAGAGCUCAAAAAUAGGCAAAACUAAUGUUGGCUUGGGCGUACAUUCUUAGUAGAGGCAAUAUCACCUGCAGUGGAGUGAAAAUUGGUCCUUAGAGUGAAAGAAAAUCUUACCUAUUAUAAUGGUCUGCUGCCUUCCAAAGGAUCAUAUAACAUAAACCAACAUACAAUAUAUCUGUGGUGUUGAAAUUCCACCACAGGAGCAUGGGGUAGAAUUAGGAAGAAAACUUCUAAAAAGGCUUCUUAGGGGUACUAAAAUGAAAAGAAAACUGAGAAACACUUAUUUCUGGAUUCAUACUUGAGCAGUAAAACUAUCAAGAACAAAGAGGUGAUUCCAUAGAGGUUGGGGUAAGGAGUCCAUCCAGGCGAGAGGUAAGGAGGCGUGACCUGAAAGGCACAUCUGUGGGCUUCUUGGAUACUGGUUGGAAUAUGUUUCUGGACCAGGUUGGUGGCUACAUGGGAAAAUAGUUUACAAUAACUUGUUAAGGUAUACUUUAAGGUGUAUUUCUUGUACUUUUCUGAAUGUAUGUGUUAUAUUUAAUAAAGUAUUUUUAAGAUGCUAAAAAUAAAGGUUACAAAGUAAUAAUAGUGGGAUCUAGAAGAAAUGUUAAUGAUCUAAUACGGAAUCUAGAUGGGAUGUAAUGGUUUAAAAUCUAUGGCUACAUGAGGUAUUUUGAUGAAAAAAACAGACAUAAAACAAUACUUUGUUGUACUUACUCUAAGGAUGGUAGUAGUUUUCCAACAGCUUCGAACUUAGCUUUUUGUGUAUAUUUUUGCUUGAGGAUAUAUCUUAUGAUUGAACUUUCUUGAAAUGACCCUAAUGUCAGUAUUUUCUCUCACUUUUGUUGUCAUAGAAACUAUUGUGGUUGUCAACUGGAUUGUCUUCCUAAAGUAUGAAUCCGGUAUAUAUUGACUGAAGUUGCUAAUGGCUACUUCUUUACGGAUUCAUGUGGGGGAAUGCAUGAAGCACACAGGCCUAAAACAAAAAACAAAACACAAAAACACCAGGAACAUAUCUUUCUUUUUUAAAACA